AUGCGUUAUAUCAAUGGAUUAUUGAUGUUAAGACUGAUAACAGUAUGUACAAUUAUAUUCAUAGUGAAUGAUCUGGAUGUAAUAUAUGAUUUGAUCUGGUUAUCGAUUGAUUCAAUAAAUGCGAAAUUUUCCUAUGAAAGCAUUAUAUCGAAGAACAAUGUAUCGCUACUGGCCUGGAAAGAUGUGGAUAUAUUCUCACCACCAAAACUCAAUGAUACGAUAGCCGAAGUGUUACGACUUAACGAAUUAUUAGCUCAUAAACAAUACAAAUGUGAGGAAGGUAUCACUGUUGGUGACAGUAAAGGAGCUUUUACGAUUUGUACAGAUGGAAGAUUGAACAAGACAAUACGCAAUGCUUUGUUCAUUAGUGGUUCUCCAGAUGAUUUUGCUUUUUAUUUGACUGCAGUGAUUCCAGAACGAUGGACAUUUUUUGUUCCUGAAGGAUUCAAAGCACUUGACAAUUUAGGAAACGUCGAUGCGGAAAUGCAUUAUCUUUUCGAUCUAAACGAUAAUGGUAUUUGGGAUUUCGAUGAUAUAUUUGGUGAAUUAUUACAUAGGCAAUUUGAUAUCGCAUUUGUCAACUUUUAUACACCCAUUCAGAAUGGAGAAUUGAGAAUGACACGACUGCAAAAACUUCGUGAUGCACCCAAGCUAAUGGAACAAGUUUUGAAGGUUUUGCAAUCAGACCAGCUACACCUGACCAUCGAAAUUGGAAAAAAUAUGGAAAAUUUGUUAUAUGAUUGGUAUUUAUUAUUAUAUCAGAUGUACUUCAAAUAUCAUUAUGCCCUUAUUGGAGCCGAAACAAAUUCUGCCUGUGAUCGAGCGACUCAUAAUUGCUAUUAUCGACUCAGUUUCAUAAAAAAGGAGCAUCAUCAAGUGGAUUUGCCUAUUUUUGGCUUUGGUUCGCCAAUGGAAGAAAAGAAGCGACUUAUGAAGUAUCUGACAACAUUUAGAAAGGAAAAUAUGGAAUGUAAUAAAGUGUCGGAGAUUAAAAAUGGCAUACCUUUGCUAUGUAAACUAAAUGUAACGGAAAAAUGUACUAUAGUGUAUGUGAGUUAUCGUGGAUUUGAAGUAAUGGAGAAUUUCGAGCAUUUUCUUCCUUGUAAAGUGCAUUUUUUCUCACCAGUAGAGUCAAAUAAAAGAUUGAUUUCAACUCAAAAUGUAUAUCCUUAUGGCAUUUCACCAUAUUUUUCAAAAAAUUGUACAGUUCCUGAUGGCAGUGAUAAUAAUGCAUGGCUUUUGAUAACUUUAUCAGAUAUAUUUGACAUUGUUAAUGAACAUCGAAUAGAUAAAUUUAUUAUGGAUCUUAAUGGUGGAGAAUGGGAUAUUCUUCCUGCUUUACUAGAGACAGUUCGAUUCAAAAAUAUUGUCCUCGACGUAGAUCUCAGAGUUCGAUUUUGGAUUGGUGAAGACAACGAAAACUAUCGUCGUAUUCUGAUGUAUUUCUUGCAGCUUGAAAAUUUUGGAUUCAGGAAGUUAUAUUCGAAAAUAGUUGAUGGUACAACAGCAAUCAUCAGCUUUAGAAAUAUAUUGUUAGCAUAG
Messenger RNA from Brugia pahangi, 1542 nucleotides. Lineage: Eukaryota; Metazoa; Nematoda; Chromadorea; Rhabditida; Onchocercidae. The record is from the annotation of a GenBank genome assembly.